CUGGCACAAGCCACUCUCACACUUUGCAGGUUCUGUUCUAGCCAGAGGUUGGAGCAGACCUUUUAGCUCACCAGGUGUCAAAAUCCAUUAUCAUUUGGGAGGGAUGCACUGUUUGAGACAUGCUGUACAAUGGCUCCAACUCAGGGCAUACCUGAACUGCGGCAGGACUUUUGGCAAGACCCGUGCUGCUAACACCUGUGACAUCUGAAAAACGGUGAGGAUGAAAGAUCAUCAUCCAUUUCUCCUUCCCCCCCCUCCUUUUUUUUCCUUUUCUUCUUUUCAACAAUGUCAUCACCCAAUAGUGGUGGCUGUUCCUUUCCAUUGCCCACUCUGACCUGCUGCCAGGUGUUCUCCUCCAAGCCCUACUCCUGAAAGUCUGCACACACUGUACCGCAUUAGUGGUUCUUACCCACAUGGAAAAAGAGAUCUAGCUCAGUCCCUGGAGACAUACUUCCUUGUGGCAGCAGAGCUUGAGAUACUAAUAAAAGGCAGAUACCUGCUGCCUCUUUCAGUACAAAAAUUCCCCACACUCCCUGGGGAGAGAAGUCCAGCCAGUGAUGGACUUCAAAACCAAAUCUCCCACUUGGCAAUUGGUAAUAUUCUAAAUCUGCCCACAUACAGGAAACAAGGCAACAAUACCCUGUAAAAUGCUGCUUGUACGUGGCCUCUUUGCUCCAGAAUUAACAGCCCACAACAGCUUGCAGUUAACUGUUGCAUGGUUUGAAAAGAAACGCACCUUUCCAGGACAUGUGGACUGUUUAAUGAUGCUCCAUAGUCACAAGUCUGUUGUCUCGAAAAAGUACAAGGUUAUACACAGCUGAUCUGUCUUAGGGGCAGGGAUCCUCACUUGUCCCAAAGUCAAUUGUCAGCCUGUGUUUAUUCAGCAGGGGUACUUGCUGACCCGUCGCAGGCUCUGUGAGCCAUCAGUAAAAUCAGAAGGAUUUAACAUGAUAUGUUUUCUCUGGCUUUGUUUUUGGUGAUUUGCCUAUAAACAUUGCUUUAAACUUUCUUAUGGCUUCACUUAAGACACCACCUUUCAGGAAAAAAUCCAAGUAUUUUGCAAGCACUGGUAUUACAUUCUCAGCCUUUUAAAGUUCUCUGCACCACAGGCUGGAUAUCAGUCAAUAACCCCAUGUUUCUGUACAAUUGCUUCCUGCAAGGCUGAAAAAAUGUGAGUGGCCAGAAUUAGAGUCGGUUCAGCUUUUUCCAGUACAAGCAUUUGCAUAUGCUUUUUAAAAAUAUGACUUUCAUCUACUGAUUUAAUCAUGUCAUUCCUCAAAAUUCCACUAAACAUCAGCAUGUGGAAAUGAAUGUUCUCACGUUGCUUAAGAUCUUAAGGUAAGUUUUCUCCAAAGAGUUUUCAUAUCCUGGAGGAGAGGAACAGUUUUGAAAUUUGUCCUGAAUGACUUUUCCCCUUUUCUGCCAGCUCAUGUGAAAAUUACACAGAACACAGGCUCAACUGGUAUCUGAAGGAGUGUUCUCACUUACAGGACAAAUAGCUGCAGCUUCUUAAGGAAAGUAAUAUUUUGAGCAUGGAAAUUCAAAGACUUCCUACCUAAAUAACUCACAGAACUCUUUCCUGAGAAAAAUCAGUUUUUGUUUUGUUUUUUAAAUCCCAGUUUUAAAAAUAAACAUUUAUAUUGCUAACAAAAGUGACUUGGAGGCUCCUCAUGGAUUAUUUUUUAAAUCAAACCACUGAGAACUGCACACAUCAGGAUUAACAUCCAGUUUGUUGUAGCCUGGAACUGUGCCAUGUGAUACUGCAGUGAUUUCAGUAUUCCAAGUUUUGGCCUACCAUAGUCUUACAAAUAAAGGCUACAUUUUUCUUCUGAAACUUCUGAAAAUUAGUUUAUUAUCUUAUAAGGUCACAUUCAUGUUCUUAAUAUUGGUAGUUCCUCAGUAAGAUUUCACAUUUUAAGUGAUUUACAGAUACUUAGUAUACUUUUAAAUUAAAUAGACUUUCAUUCUACUUAUUACCUUAUUUGGGCCUUUAUUUAUUUAUAAUUAGGAGCCUUACUACCUCCUAGAGUCCCAAGUGUUUCUGUACUAUCCAAUUUUCUUACAGAUGAAGAUGACUUUCUCCGUGCAAGAAGAUUUCUGAUUUGCUGACAGCACCAGUUAAACCAUGAGUGAGUGAAACAAGAAAUCUAGCACAGGCUUUGAAUCUCAUGCUUAAUAUAUUCAUUAAGGUUAUGAGACCGGGAAGACACAGCACAUUUUAUCAAUGUGAUUAACACAUCCUUCCAGAAGUUAUCUGUGGCUGGGGAAGCCCUUCUUCCACUGGAAGGGCACCUCCUCCACUACAUGUGCUUGAAGCAGAAUCUGAACAGCCCAGCAUAAACAAGAGCAGACACCAGAGAAGCCAGAAAAUGAAUUCUGUUGCUGCCCAUCAGGAACAGACAGGAAUGGUGCAGAACAAGAAAUGGGAGGAAGCAAGAUUUUAUACAUUACAACAGAGAAGAAAAAAAGAGAAAGGACCCAAACGGCCAAGAUAUCCUAUGGAUUUGACUGAAGCAUUCCAUGGCUGCCCUCCCUACCCCAAUCUCUUCUGAGUUCAUGCAGCAAUAAUAUCCAACUAACAAGUUUAGAAAAUGAAAACAAGCCCAUGCUUUCUAAAUAGAGCUGAAAUUCAGUGUAGAUGGAUUAUACACAGAAUUAACUGAACUUUGAAAAAAAAAAAAGAAACAACAAACCAAAACCACCCAGAGGUCACUGAACUAAGUAACAGACAGAAUAAAACUGAAGUUAAGCCUCCUUUUAUUUUGUGCAUGCAUGUGCAGGUUGUGUUAAAGUUGGAAGACUGCAGAAAUUUGGUACCACCUGGAGGACCAAAGGCAUACUUCCAAUGCCGGUGAGGCUAGACUGGGGUUCGCUGUUGCACCACUCAAGUUCCACAAAGCCAGAAGCACUGGUGGCAAGAACUACCACAAUGCUCCCAUCUGCCACCCCUCCUACAGCUAAUUCUUCAAGUCACACCUCCAUCAAAAAUUCUACUUGUUCACAGACUAAUGAUUGUCAUUUGCUUAAUCAGCUCCAGGGCUGGGAUAACAAGCUGUGUUUGGAAUCACUGUGUUUUCUCAUUUCUGGAAUAAAUUUUUCUGUCAUUUUCUGGUUCACUGAAGAUUUCUAAGAUCUCACAUUCACAAGCCCUGGUCCUCAUGGGGGGACUUCAGCCACCCUGAUAUCUGUUGGAGGGACAACAUAGCAGGGCAUGAGCAAUCCAGGAGGAUGUGUUGAUAACUCCUUCUCCAAGUGACAGAGGAGCCAAAAAGGAGGGGUGGCAAGCUGGACCUUGUUCUCACCAACAACGUGCGGACAGUGGGGAAACGUGAAGCUCAAGGGUAGCUGCAGUGACCAUGAAAUGGUGGAGUUCAAGAUCCUUAGGACAGCAAGGAAGGUGCACAGAAAUCUUACUACCAGAUGAUCUUUAAGGUCCCUUCCAACCCAGACCAUUCUAUAAUUCUAUGGUUGUCUCCUUACUGGAAGCCUCAUAAUUCUGCAAGAAUGAAAACCAAGUUGGCCUGCCUUCUUGUUCUUGCCAUUAGUGUGACCCUGUCCAAUGCUGCUUGCUUCUUUGAGCUAUUGAAGCCAGGGAUAUCUGAUGGUGAGAUCAUAGGCUGCCGUGACUCAAAUGGAGAGGUGCAUAAAUUUGAUUCCCACUGGAGAAAUGCAGACUGCUAUGAUUGCACCUGUUCCAGGGAUGGAAUCAGCUGCUGCUCCAGCUUUGCAACACCAGUUGGCUAUGAUAAAGAGAAGUGUAUAAGCAUUUUCAACAAGGAGGAAUGCACUUAUAAAGUAGUGGAGAAAGAUGAUCACUCAAAAGAAUGUCCAAUCCAUGAGUGGGUGGGCUAACAGAGAAGGACUGUGCUUUUGGAGGAUACUUGGUUUUUUUGUUUUAAGGGUUGUCUCUCUCAUAAAUUCAGAAACACUGAAAAAUGCAGCUGUUGAGUGAAAUCUACUCAUAAAACCUAACACAUAAUAAAACUGAAUAUCUACUCACAAAAGACUCCUUGGUUUCUCUGCCUUCUGCUUCCCCAUGAAGAACUUACUUGUUCCUUCCUUCAGAGCAGAAAAUUAAAGCCAACAUUCUUAAGCAUCCUCAGUAGCUGCUAAUUUUAAUUCUUCUCCAGUCACACUUCAGUGCCAAGGAGUGUAUUCUGUUAGCUGUGCACAGCUGUAUCUUAAAGCUAAAAUAA
Molecule: messenger RNA, 4196 nt
Organism: Grus americana (Whooping crane)
Lineage: Eukaryota; Metazoa; Chordata; Aves; Gruiformes; Gruidae
Gene: MSMB
Product: microseminoprotein beta
Exons: 6
Coding region: 3421-3852 (143 amino acids)
Source: RefSeq, a predicted model, not a curated record